Molecule: messenger RNA, 372 nt
Organism: Lichtheimia ornata
Lineage: Eukaryota; Fungi; Mucoromycota; Mucoromycetes; Mucorales; Lichtheimiaceae
Exons: 1
Coding region: 1-372 (123 amino acids)
Source: RefSeq, a predicted model, not a curated record
AUGACUUCACAAAGAGUCUCAAAGUUUAUGGAGCACCAAAAUGAGAUGGUCGGCUUUUACAAUGACCAUGCGCCACCACCACCACCACCAUACAGUGAACGAGAUCAACUACUACUCUCAUCAUCACCACCACCAUCACUACUACCACAGAUUCCGGGAUACCAUUCUGUGCAACACAAGCAUUCAAGGAUACCGCCUUCAUCAUCCACUGCUUGCGACAUACCAAAAAGUGCCAAACAUUACAAUUAUUGCACAAGUACCCGACAGCAGAUUAACAGCAUGCUUCAACAAUUUCGACAAUACAUGAACAACCGCCGUGCUAAUCGACGAGAAAAACGACCACAAGAUGGCAAGACCAAUCCUUUUGAGUAA